ACGUGCGCACGCACACACGCACGCACACAGAGACAAUCACACGGAGUUAACGCCAAUUUAAUUUGUAUAAUAAUUAAACCUGGUUCUCGAAAUAUGAGAGAGACUUCCUCCCGAGAUUCAUUCGCAGCUAAUGCGUCGUCGUUUUCAACCUUUCUCAACUUUUGUAACUCAAACCUUAAUCUUCUUCUUUCUAGAUUCGGUAUCUUCUGACGACGAUUCAGCAUAAAUUUACAGAAUUAGUUGUUGAUUGGUUGAUCAUUGGAAAAUCUAUGGGAGAAGCUCCUGCAUUCGUUGUAGACUAUCUCGAGGGCAAUUUCACUAACGGGCUUCACUUGAAGUCUAAGGGGUGUCGAACUUCGAUCGACAUUGGUUGCGAUAGAACAUAUAUCAUUGGCGAAUCUGACGAAAAAUCUAUUGGAAUUCAAAUUUUCGAUAAAUCCACCGGCGAAUGUGUGGACCCCAUUGUGUUGGGAACAAAACCGAAGCCAACGAAAAGCCACUCUGCUAUUCUCUUAGACGAAGAUCGGAUUUUGGUUAUUAAGGGGAACACGAACUCCGAUGAUAGCUUCUGGUUUCUCGAGGUUAACACUCCAUUUGUGAGAGAGCAGAAAACUCGAUUAGGGGCUGAAGUAGUUGCUUGGAGUAAAGCAGUGAUAGGCGAAGCUGAAAAGCCGUUGGUUAUUAGCGGUCCAUCUGGUGUGGGUAAAGGUACACUAAUUUCGAAGCUGAUGGAAGAAUUUCCGUUUAUGUUCGGAUUUUCCGUAAGCCACACAACUCGAUCACCGAGGAACAACGAGCGAAAUGGGGUCCACUAUCAUUUUACGGAGCGUAAUAAAAUGGAGAAAGAUAUUGAUAACGGGAAGUUUCUAGAGUUUGCUGCCGUUCAUGGGAAUCUUUACGGGACUAGUGUAGAAGCCGUUGACGUUGUUGCUGACAAAGGAAAGAGAUGCAUCCUUGACAUUGAUGUGCAAGGGGCAAGAUCGGUGAGGGCGACUUCUCUCGAGGCUAUUUUUGUCUUUAUAUGUCCUCCCUCGUUUGAGGAGCUUGAGAAACGCCUUCGCUCAAGGGGAACUGAAACCGAAGAACAGAUCCAAAAACGGCUCAGAAAUGCUAAGGCGGAACUCGAACAGGGGACUUCACCUGGUCUCUUUGAUCAUCUUUUGGUUAAUGAUGACCUCGAUAAGUGUUACGAGAAACUUAAGGAACUUUUGAAUCUUGGUCAUGCUGUCAAGCCUAGCCACAAAUCAGAUUUGAUUCACGUGCCUAUGGAACACACGGUAUCUAAAAUUGACGAGAAGGUUCUAAUAAACUGUGGUGCGUCAGAGCAAGAAAAGUCGGGUGUAAACAUGUAUGUGUUGGAUUUAGCUUCGAUCAAAGGUGGGGCCCCCGCUCGGACUAGGGGUCUCGAUAUUUACGGGGUGGAAUCUUCCUUGAAUGGCGUGAUUGGUGCCCAAGUGCUGAACUAACAACCUCAUUUUUUUCUCGUCUAACGACUUUUUUUUGUUCGUCCCUUUUUCAUUUUCUUCGGCAUGUUGUUAUUUUAUUGAAGUUGAAGGGUAACUUCAUGCUUCUCGGAUUCUGAUCGAUAGCAAUUUUGAGUAGCCUUUACUUCCAGAGAGAGAGAGAGAGAGAGAGAAUUAUUCGCGCAGCGGCUUAGAUUUGUUUGAAUUGUAAGCUUUUUCGUUGUGUUUACAUGCGUUAUUCAUGGCAAAAAAAUUUCGACUUCUGCGUAA
Erythranthe guttata (spotted monkey flower) is the source of this 1733-nucleotide messenger RNA. RefSeq names its product guanylate kinase (gene AGK2). Lineage: Eukaryota; Viridiplantae; Streptophyta; Magnoliopsida; Lamiales; Phrymaceae. Gene Ontology annotation, molecular function: GMP kinase activity. Gene Ontology annotation, cellular component: cytosol. Gene Ontology annotation, biological process: purine nucleotide metabolic process. The record is from RefSeq and is a predicted model, not a curated record.